Molecule: messenger RNA, 5664 nt
Organism: Calidris pugnax (ruff)
Lineage: Eukaryota; Metazoa; Chordata; Aves; Charadriiformes; Scolopacidae
Gene: RFTN2
Product: raftlin family member 2
Exons: 9
Coding region: 308-1828 (506 amino acids)
Source: RefSeq, a predicted model, not a curated record
ACGUGGCAUGGAAAAAUCUCUGCUAGUUUGUAGCAGCUCUAACACUGCUGCGAAAUCGAGCCAACUCUGACCCAAGUUUGUAGCUUGAAAUCAUCACGGGCUUACUGUUUCUAUAUUAAAAAAAUGAAUGGAAAGUACCUUUGCUUCUUGAUUUGGGAACUGGACCUUUUCUGUAUUUGGAUUUACAGCUAAUAGCAAACAAAAUCAAAGGGAAUUAUUUGGUUACUUUUUUCACCGUAGUGAGAGCGGCAGAUCUUGCUGCUCCCCCCAGCCUUUUCCUGCGAUUUAAUCACUUGCAGAUCUUGCCAUGGGGUGCGGACUGAGAAAGCUGGAAGACCCAGAUGAUAGCAGCCCUGGAAAAAUCUUUUCUACGUUGAAGAGACCACAAGUUGAAACAAAGACGGAUUCUGCUUAUGAAUAUGUAUUGCUGGAUUUUACUCUAGAAGCUUCCUCGAAUCCAGAAGUUAUCAAGAUCAGUUCUGUGUUGGAUAUAGCAUCUAAGGUGGAAGAAUAUUACAGCAAAGGAUAUGUUGUGGGAGCUGUUCAUCCGAUUAUGCUGCCCAUUGGACGCAGAAGGAAUUUCCCGGCAAGUCACAUGUAUCGAGUGGUACUUUCACGAUUAAAAUUAAGCCAGAAGCAUGCAGCACCCAGAGGACAAAGGCACCCCAGGCUGGUGAUUGAGGAAUGUCCUUUAAUGUAUGAAACACUGACAAAUGAGGUAGUGAAAGAACUGUUAGAAAAGGUUAACGAAGCUGCUAAAAGAGGAAAGAAGUUUGUGGGAUUUGUGACACAACAUUUUCCUCAUCCUAAAGCGUGUAAUGGAACAAGCACAGAUGGAAGUGCAGAGCUGGAAUCGACGCUGGGCAAAAGAAAUAAGGAACACAGAAGAAAAAAUUCUGAUGAAAACUAUAAAAACUGGAAUGAAGGGACACUGAGUGGUCACUCAUCUGAGAGUGGGAUAGAGGAGGAAAUACAAGCAGAAAACAGCAUGUUACAGGAUGCAGAUUUCCACUUUGGAAAAGAAGUCAGCCCUGUUAAACCACGAAAAGGAGACGAGAAGCUCUAUACAGUCUUCAAUGUUUUUGAUGAUGAUUCUACCUGCUGGACCUAUCAUGAAGGUGCUUUGUCUAUGAAAGUAACAAGAAAGGGGCCAGUUAUUAGUACACUGGAAGCAGACUGGCUAGAAUUAACCACGUUUUACUAUAAGCAAGGAUUGUCCUUAAUUGAUUCUUUUGUACACUGGGAAACUUCUAAAGGGGACUACUUGCCCAAAUCUUUAGAAGGAUUAUUUAUCUAUGAAGAAGAGGGUGCCGGGGUUCCAGGUUCUAACAGGAAAGGAAAUGAUGCAAUAGUUGUUGAACAAUGGACAGUCAUUGAGGGGUGUGAAAUUAAAACAGAUUAUGGACCCUUAUUGCACACACUGGCUGAGUUUGGAUGGCUCCUGACCUGUGUCCUGCCUACACCUAUUGUGCGACAUGACAGUGAAGGAAAUCUGGCCACAAAGCAAGUUGUUUUUCUUCAGAGACCUGUUAUGUGGAAUUCUGCUGUCCAGACACCAGAGAAAUCCUUAAGACAAAUUAUUGGAGAGGAAAAAGGCAAAGUCUCUAGCAGAAGUGUUGGAUUAGACACAGCUACUUCUCGCCCUAUAGAAAUUGGUCAACCACCUGAUGAGUUUCACCUAUCUUCUUCUAAGCAAUGUUGGAUCAAGGAGGGAUCCUCCCAGUAUGGAGGCUUUCCAGGAUUCAGUAGCAGUGAUGGAGUAUUAAGGGAACUGGAUGAUGGACAAUUUGACCAGGAAGAUGGAGUCACUCAGGUCACGUGUAUGUGAUAAAGUAAGUAACUGCAUCAGAUGGACAUGUACAUAACUCACACAAAUGUUUUGUUGUUUGUUUUUUUUAAAUCAUACUACUUUAAAUGCAUUGGUAUAAUCUUACAAUUUUUCUUAAGACUCUUUUUGUAUUUUUGUCUGUUUCUUUGUUGUGUUAAUCCUACUGUAGUAAUAAUACUACUGCAAAAUAAUUCGGUUUUCUGUCUCUCUUUAAUAGAACAACUGCAUGACUGGGUGCUCUGCUAACUUGUUAAUGCUUUUGACAAGCAAUGAAGCAAAUGCUGCAAAACAGUGACAGUUUGAAUUGUGUAAGAAAGGAAUUAAGAUGUUUAGUAUUUUCCACAAGCUGGAGGAGUACUUGAUUUUGUGUGUUUGUUUUUGUUUGUUUGUUUUAAAGGGUGUUGUAAAUAUUGGUGAGGGGAAAAAAUGAACUAUCUGGCUGUUGUUAAGUUUUAAUGUAAUUUUCACUUUGCCUUGCAUAAACUCAAAAGCCUAGAGAAAUGUAAGUCUUAGACUAGAGUGUUAAUAAUUUAAGGUAUGUUCAGACUUGGUACCUACAGAAAACCUCUGGAGGCUGUAGGCAGACACUUCCUCCUGUAAUAUUACUUCACCUACACAGGUUUUUCGUACGAGGGUUCCUUGUGCAUGUGAGCCAAAAGCUAUCUGAGCACGUAGCUUGUGUCAUGACGUAUUCAUUAUUUACUUGUGAGAGGAAAUAAAGAACCACUCAUCCUCUGAAAGUAACUUGCAGCCUGUGAAAAAGUAUUUUGCAAAACUCACUAAGAAGCCUUGACAGCAAGGUGCACAAUGGUGCUGAUAAUACACAGGAGGAAGUAGUAGAUUAAAUUUAAUAGGCAAUAUUAGGUGAUGGACUAUAUACAGAUAUGCUGAUAAAUACAUAAAAAAUUUCUCAGCUAAAUGUAUCUCACACUGGGUCAAGCGUAUUCAACUGUGUCAAAUACCAGAAGGAGUGUUCAGAGGAAAGGCUGAAGCUUUUGUGCUUCCAUCCUCACCGUGGGGAGGAGUUGCUGGUGUUGGGGAGGCUGGCACUGGCAGGGCUCUGUGGGGACAGGCAUGAACAGGAAUUAUUUUUAUGCUGCUGUGUUGAAAUAACAUUUUACAGAGGAAAAGCUGGAUAAAAAUGCAUUUGCGACAGAUAAAUGUGAUUCUAACUAAAAAUUGCGGUUUUCCAUUAGUUUUAGAAGCAAAAGCUAUAAAUGCUUGCCACAAGCUAAUGGAGAAUAAUUUGGUCAAAAAAAAGAAAUCGGAACAGAACUGGGCAAAUGAAUCCCCAAGACUUCUCUCGGUGUUUGCAGUACAACACACAGAGACAGGCACUGCAGACGUGAGAGAAUUGUGACUACACUGAACUGCAGCACCCUGCUCCCCGCUGCGGUGUCCCAUCACCCGGGUGGGAGUCCCUGGGCACAGGGGUGGCUGCUGGCACUACGGGCAGUGGGCAAAUCAAUGCAGUGACAGGAACACUGAGAACUGACCCCAAAGGAGCACCCUGGGAGACGAGCAGGGGGUGGAAGUCGCUGUGGUCUGUGGCGGGGGGAGCUGUGCAGGAAAGAAGCUGCUUAUUUCAAUAAGCAAAAAGUAACUCAUGAAAGAAAAUAAGUUGCAUUUGUUUUGAUAAGCGAAUGUAGUACAAAGCCUUAGUGCUAUUUCAGUUUAUUUUUACAAGGUAGGGCGGAGCAGGGGAAACCCUUUCUACUUUGAUUGUCAUUGUAGGAGCAUGAAAUGAGUGUUGCUCUGGAGCUGCUUCCCAGUUUCAUUAUGAAAUUGUCGUAGGCAGGCUUGUUUAUUUUUCCACUUUGGAAGAGCAACUCUAACAACUGUUUGUAGCAGGUUUGGGGUUUUCCCACCCCCCACCCCCCCACCUCUAAAAAAAUAUCUACAGCCCUGGAGCUGGAGACAUCCCUUCAGCUUCUUUUUCCUAUUGCACAUUGCUGAAAAGGGCAGCUUCUAUUUUCUUGCUUGAAUUUCUUUGGAAAAAUGCUGGCAGCCUGGCAAAGCCAUUGUGAAUUAUGAGUGUUUUAAGAGCCAAGUAUGUGCCAGCAGGGCAGCACAGGAGUACCUGUGGUAGUAGGCAUGGUCAGGAAUCCAUUCUUCCCAAGGCUUCUCUCCCUGCUUUCCCUCCAGCAUCUCAAGGUCACAGAUGGUGGGGCACGAACCUCAUGUUUGUUCCUUGUCUGGGGGCACCACAUGGAGGAGGGUCACCCCACCAACGGGGGUUCUCAUGCAGCCCACGACUCUGUGAGCCACGGGUCAUGGUCAGGCAGUAGCAGGAAUCUCCUCCCUGGUAUGCAAAUGUGGAAAAAAUUAUGAAAAUACAUGUUUAGUCUGCCUCUGGCAGAAAGACAUCCAACUGGCAUAUUAUAAAUGGGAUAACAGCUGGUUUAUGGAAAUACGUUGCACUGCUUCUAGAAGUCUUUUUCACCAGUUUUCUAAAACUCUGGUGUGUGUAAUUUUAUGGUCAAACCUGUAAAAGCGGCAAAAAAUGGUCAAAACCCCUAGGAAUUCUGAAUAUUCCAGGUUAGAGCUCAUCAGUAAUUUCUUUGAUGUACUUUCUUUUAUAAAGCAGUGUCCCUGCUUAAGAUGAUUAACACUAGUGAAUCCUAAACCAAAACUGAACUACAGCUAUUUAUAUAACAAGUUACAAUGUGUAAAGUACUAAAUUGAAUGCAGUUAUUCUUUUCCAGAAUAUAUUUAUGAGAUAAAAAGAAUCAUUUAACUUUUAACUGAGAUCUCUUCAUGUCAGCUGUUGAGAAUGCAAAAAAAUUGCAAUAAAUUAGUAUUUUUUUGGAAGAACUUUUCCUCUUACAAAUAAUGGGAUGUACACAAAGGAGAUUCUGUUUGGGAACAAGGGUAGGAAUUGAGCAUGCUCUGGAUGUCCACAGGAACACUCUAGAACAUCUCCACUUCUAGCAGGAAAGGCUUUUCUUCUUAAAAUGAAAUACAGCCAUAUUCUUUUUCAGGGCCCACAGUUUUAACUGUGCUUUAGUCCUUGCUCUGCCAUCUCACAGGUGUUGACUGGGCUGCAAACUCCUGUGAAUUUCUGUCUGGUUUGGGGGGUUUUUGGGGGGUUUUUUGUUUUUUAUUCAGUGUAAAUACGCUCAAGUGCUUCCUCUGAACCCACUCAACGGUUCCUAUAUAGUUAGGGACAGCUUUUUAUUUUAAUGCCAUUUGUCUCACAGUAUGUAAAGUUGCCCCUGCUGUAGAAACAUUAAUCUCAGUUGUUUUUCUAGCUCUCUUGUCUUUCACCUCACAGGGCUACAUUUAGGCUCCAUGCAGUAGUUGAAGAACACAGAAUAAACCACCCGCUGAAUCAGAAAUAAUUGAAAAUGCUUCUAAAACAAAUGAUGGAACAUCUAAUUCUUCCUUUGUAGUUAAAAAUUCUUACUUGCAAAAGUGCACUUAUUUAUUCAAUAAUAGGGCUUCAAUUAGAAGUGUGUGUGUCUGAAAUGUAAUAGAGAAGCCCCUUACCUGUGUGUGACAAGAGAAAUGCCCUGCAACUAUUAGAAGAGAGACAGAAGGCAACCAACCCUGUUCAUGAACUUCUGUAAAAGACUGUUUAUACUUUAAGUUGCUUGGGGAGGAAAUACUCUUCUAGUGUUUACAAGUAGGGAGGAACUCUCCACUGUAAAAAGAAUUUUGUGCCCUGCUCAUAAUUGUCACAACAAUUUAUUUACAUACCUGGUCAACUGCGACAAACUGCUGCUUAACUUCUGUGAUUCUGGUCUGUAAAAUAAUUGUUUUCUUUUUGUAAAGCCAAGAUCUUUUCUAUAUUUCUGAUAGGAAGCUUCUCACCAUUAAAAGCACUUACCAAAUCA